This is a messenger RNA of Pongo pygmaeus (Bornean orangutan), 1588 nucleotides long. Its product is annotated as tyrosine-protein phosphatase non-receptor type substrate 1. The coding region runs from base 77 to 1588 and encodes 503 amino acids. The transcript has a single exon. The record is from RefSeq and is a predicted model, not a curated record. NCBI's taxonomy places the organism in Eukaryota, Metazoa, Chordata, Mammalia, Primates, Hominidae.
GGGGACCCGGCCUCUGGGCAGCCCCGGCGGCGCUUCUAGUGCCUUCCAGCCCUCGCGGGCGGCGCAGCCGCGGCCCAUGGAGCCCGCGGGCCGGGCCCCCGGCCGCCUCGGGCCGCUGCUCUGCCUGCUGCUCCCCGCGUCCUGCGCCUGGUCAGGAGUGGCGGGUGAGGAGGAGCUGCCGGUGAUUCAGCCUGAGAAGUCUGUAUCAGUUGCAGCUGGAGAGUCGGCCACUCUGCACUGCACUGUGACCUCCCUGAACCCUGUGGGGCCCAUCCAGUGGUUCAGAGGAGCUGGACCAGGCCGGAAAUUAAUCUACCAUCAAAAAGAAGGCCACUUCCCCCGGGUAACAACUGUUUCAGACCUCACGAAGAGAACUGACAUGGACUUUUCCAUCCGCAUCAGUAACAUCACCCCAGCAGACGCCGGCACCUACUACUGUGUGAAGUUCCGGAAAGGGAGCCCUGACGUGGAGUUGAAGUCUGGAGCAGGCACUGAGCUGUCUGUGCGUGCCAAACCCUCUGCCCCCGUGGUAUCGGGCCCCGCAGCGAGGGCCACAGCUGAGCACACAGUGAGCUUCACCUGCGAGUCUCAUGGCUUCUCACCCAGAGACAUCACCCUGAAAUGGUUCAAAAAUGGGAAUCAGCUCUCAGACUUCCAGACCAACGUGGACCCCGCAGGAGGGAGCGUGUCCUACAGCAUCCACAGCACAGCCAAUGUGGUGCUGACCCGCGGGGACGUUCACUCUCGAGUCAUCUGCGAGGUGGUCCAUGUCACCUUGCAGGGGGACUCUCUUCGUGGGACUGCCAACUUGUCUGAGACUAUCCAAGUUCCACCCACCUUGGAGGUUACUCAACAGCCCAUGAGGGCAGAGAACCAGGUGAAUGUCACCUGCCAGGUGACGAAAUUCUACCCCCAGAGACUACACUUGACCUGGUUGGAGAACGGAAAUGUGUCCCGGACAGAAACGGCCUCAACCCUUACAGAGAACAAGGAUGGCACCUACAACUGGAUGAGCUGGCUCCUGGUGAAUGUAUCUGCCCACAGGGAUGAUGUGAAGCUCACCUGCCAGGUGGAGCAUGACGGGCAGUCAGCGGUCAGCAAAAGCCGUGACCUGAAGGUCUCAGCCCACCCGAAGGAGCAGGGCUCAAAUACCGCCACUGAGAACACUGGACCUAAUGAACAGAACAUCUAUAUUGUGGUGGGCGUGGUGUGCACCUUGCUGGUGGCCCUACUGAUGGCGGCUCUCUACCUCGUCCGAAUCAGACAGAAGAAAACCCAGGGCUCCACUUCUUCUACAAGGUUACAUGAGCCCAAGAAGAAUGCCAGAAAAAUAACCCAGGACACAAAUGAUAUCACAUAUGCGGACCUGAACCUGCCCAAGGGGAAGAAGCCUGCUCCCCGGGCCGCGGAGCCCAACAACCACACAGAGUAUGCCAGCAUUCAGACCAGCCUGCAGCCCGCCUCAGAGGACACCCUCACCUAUGCUGACCUGGACAUGAUCCACCUCAACCGGACCCCCAAGCAGCUGGCCCCCAAGCCCCAGCCGUCCUUCUCAGAGUAUGCCAGCAUCCAGGUCCCGAGGAAGUGA